UAUUAUAUUGCUGCCUGCCGGUUAGGCGUACGUAUAUCUGUACACGAUACCGGAUUAAAUCGUUCAAAAAGCCCUGUGACAUUUGAGCCUGUCAAAGAGAGCCACAACGGGAUAUCGUUAUUUCCUUUUCUGCGAUACGAGCGCCAAGCCGUGAUGAAGUAUAUAACAGCACAAUUUGUUUUCCACGCAUCCUGAAGGAUGGGGCCAGUUAUCGCUUGCGCAGCAAUAUCGUAUGUGGCUGCGUCAUAAAAAGAUAGCACGUUUCCUGGAGCAUGGUAUCUCUGGUGCGCACCCGGUGGGCAGGCGUGUUUGAAAAAGGAACAAUGUGUUUUUUUUCGUAGUGGAGUUCGUAGCACACUGCACCGGCCUAAAGUUUGGACCAAAUUUUUGGUACGCACAUCAAAGUCCUUUUCGUCCGAUCGGUCAUCGUUCACACUGUCAACCGUCUUCAAGCGAAGCGAGUUGGUUUUGCAGACUCUUGACAUCGGGCGGGUCAUAUGUAAUAGGUUCUUCUUCAUUUACCUUCCUGUUCCGAGUCUGUAUCAGUUGUUCUACUCAUGACUCCUUUUGGGCAGUCACCAUUGUUAGAAUGCAAGCUACAUAGUCGGUCAGUAUUUAACUCUCCUCUGUGUGGGACAGCAGUCCUCUUCUUUGGACCUUGAAAGUGCCUUUUUGCCUGCGUGUCAGUAGAUCUGUAACAUGGUCGUGAUUGUUGCGCCGUGCAGAAAGGUGCUUGGAAAUCGAAUGUGAGACAGCAUGUGGGCAGCUUCACCGCGAGCUUUCAUCAGCCUGGCGACUUAUUUAAGUUCAAGCUUCUUUCUCUUCCCUGUACAGCCGCUGUUGUCCAGACCUCGUCGCCACUUGGAGUACAUGUAAGUCAUCCGCCUCUCCGAAUACGGAAUGCCAAUUCCUUUUGAAUCUCAGGAAAGCGAGAUCGCAACGUAUCAUUUCUUGCCUUGUAUACACGGAAAGAAGACUUCCACCGCCUACCAGCGCCAGUCCUACCGCUGUGAAAGGUUUCGCGUCGAGGUCUGCGGAGAUGGAUUGCACAUCCCUGCUCUUACUAGUGGCAGCUUUGCUACCGGACGGGCCACAAGUGCUUGGUCUCUCUCCGACCCAGGUGCUUGUGGUGCUGCAGCAGAUAAUGCACCAGCUGCGACGGUUUUUUUCUCAUCGUGCACUCCGGAACGGAAGUUGUGCCUUGCAUGAAGCUGCAGAAAGUAGCAACCCGGCUACCAGUACUGGCAGAACGGAACGGGAGUCGACACCAUCUACGGUGAAAGAUUUUCCUGUUGUCGCACUGAUUGAUAAUGUAUGCCAUGCAGUCUCAUCUAGCAGAGGUAAGAAGGGUAACUCACAUUGUGAAACGGCGAGCACUACAAGAACUGAACCCGGGAAGGAAGAAACUCUCAAAGCUUCGGAGCCAUGGAGACAGUGGCUUAGACGUGUCGUCUUGGCAUUGUUGGCUCAUCAGGUCGCAGUAGAGGUGAUCAAUACUUCGCUGCAAAGAUUUGCGAAACAGUCUCUUUCUAUGACAGAAAAUGCUAUUGCUAAAGAUAAAGGCUUCUUCCAGAAAGUCAAUAAUCGAGCGAUCUCUAUCAUGUCGCAGGGAGCGGCCUCAUCUUUUCGCGCCACGCCGGCAGCCGUUUUGUCUGUCUACAGCAUGCUCUGUAGAAUAGCAGGUCUUUUGCAGAGGAUGGCAAUGCAGAGGGUGACGGCACAAUCAAAGACCGACCAAGAAAACGGUAGCAACAACGACGCUUCCGAAAUCGGAGCGGAUGAUAAAAUGACAAGGCCUGUCCGGCAUCAGGGUGGACACACUUCCUCAAAAAUCACAGGGAUAGCCGAGAGGAUUCUACGGCUGCUGCUCGGCAAAACAGCCACAAAACGUCCAGAUUUAGGUGUCACAUCCGCUGCUAUAAACACCUUGCUCUACCUGCAACAAGCAAAAAGAGAAGUGGAGUCCUUCAAGCAUAAAGAUGAGCAACAAACUACAUCGGAAACGAGCACAACUGAGGAAGGGCACAACGGGGAGGAUACGGAUGACGCGUGCUCGAUGACUUACGGCGUGACAACCGCUGUCCUCUCGGCGAUUCUCAUUUUGCAAAGAAAAUUCGCUGUUUUGUGUUCGAAAUUUCCCAACUGUCCAUAUAGCGGAAGCCGAGAGGAGAUGAGUCAGGCAGACCUGCGCCAAUUACUGCUUGGUGAAGGUCUUACAAACGGCCAGGUAAACAUCGGGCGCGCUAGCCUGUGAAGAUUUCGUCGAUCACUACUUACAGGUUAAGAGACGGUUGGAUCGAUGUUUGAUGAUCUUUCACGUAGUAUGUUGUUGUCGGGUAAGUGUGCAGGAAUUGUGUUCAUGAGCUUGGUGCAUGUAUCGCCUUAGGGGGACAAAGAACAGCGUUAAAUCCAAACGCCAAUAGAGGGUCACUUCCAUCCGGCGGUCAGCGUCCGCUUGGUAACAGUUCGCUUCUUCUCUGAGUCGAACAGGAAAGAGAGAGAAAGCGACACGAUCAGAAAGCAGAAGGGAAGGGGAGGUGGGGAAACUUAUAAGAAGGGGCAGUGAACAAUCCCCUUCACCAACAUGCUGGUCAUCAACUUCGGGCGGGCUAUGCAUCAUGCAGAGCAUGGCCUCUUCACUCCCCCGCAGCCCCCGACCUGUGAACAGGGAGGCUGAUUGCUUGUCCUGGUGACAGCAGCUUCAGGGGGAACAGAUAUGGCAAUGCAGAAAGCACUUAAUUUGCCUUCGACAAAUUGUCUGGGCCGGUCUCGUUUUGGUGCACACUUACCCCCGUUAACGCCUUCUUCCAUUCGACAGGACACAACGAUUCACUUUUGUUGACUCAUUCGUCUAUUGUAUUGGCCACAACAUUUCUAACCGGCACUGGUACACACAGAAGGCGGUUGCGCAAAAUGACAGAAUGCGAAUGUCGAGCG
Messenger RNA from Toxoplasma gondii ME49, 2937 nucleotides. RefSeq lists its product as hypothetical. The record is from RefSeq and is a predicted model, not a curated record. Bases 1040 to 2254 code for a protein of 404 amino acids. The transcript has a single exon. Lineage: Eukaryota; Apicomplexa; Conoidasida; Eucoccidiorida; Sarcocystidae.